Messenger RNA from Paraglomus brasilianum, 1737 nucleotides. NCBI's taxonomy places the organism in Eukaryota, Fungi, Glomeromycota, Glomeromycetes, Paraglomerales, Paraglomeraceae. The record is from the annotation of a GenBank genome assembly.
AUGGCAGAAAACCUUGUCUCAGAGGGCGACCAGUUGGAGGAGAGCGUUGAUCUGUAUGAAAGACCACCCAUUUACCCACUACCAAGGCAGCGGCUUUUUGCUGUAGAGUAUCCGGGUUAUAUCAAGAAUGUACACAAGGUCAUUAGUACACUCGGAGAAAAAAGAGGACUUUUGAAGGCAGUCAACAAAGGUCUAGCGGAAUUACGGUAUAGGCAUAACGACCCAUUUUGUCAUCCUAUUAACGGGGAUGUCGUUCCUACUGCCAAUUUCUUGCUCAAAGUGACGAGACGGCGAAAAAAAUCUUCCGGAAAUCAGGGGGGAAACGCUACUAGCAAAACAAAGAACCCAAACCAGAAUUUUAGUUUUGAAAUUGUUGGAAUUAUAAAUAAGACGUGUCGAUUUAGAGGAAUGUCCGAUGCUCAAUACGUUCCUAACCCGUACGAUUCGAUACCAAACUUACGGAGACAGCUUGGGAAAUUCGACGUGGAAGGUAUGCGCAAGUUUACCUUUCAACAAUCCGAGGAUCAUACAAAGCCAAUACUCUUACCACCACCAUCACUGGCAAGAAUCGAAAUUCCGAUGGAAUAUAAAUACCAACAGAAUGUCUCGGUCAUUAAAGUCAUGAUACGUCCUAACGAGACGAACGUGCCGUCCGUCAGACUUAUAAAUCGACAUUGGAGAAGGAAAUUCGUUGCCUUGACAGUAUCAUUUGAAUCAGAAAAUAUCCUUGUAUACAUCCAAUUCUCUAAUGCUUUUAUGGCGCUUACGUAUAUUAUCUUAACAUGCACACUUAUCCCGGAAGGUCCCCCUCCUGAGGCUUUAAAUUAUGUGGAAUUACUGCCCAAAGAGCCUAUAGAGAAGUUGAAGAAGAUGUUUGAGGAACGUCCAGUAUGGACAAGACUAGCGUUACUUAACACGCUUCCCAGAUCGUACAAGAAACUCAUUAGGAAGCUUUUACCCUUGGUUGCCUAUUGGAUGGUUGGCGGUCCGUGGCGAGAUUGUUGGAUUUGUUACGGGUACGACCCGCGAAAUGAUCAAACAUCUCGAAUAUAUCAACUUCUUGACGUCCGAAAUACAAGACGGGGUUUAAGACUAGAACGAGCAAAACGAAUGCUAAAUGGGCAGCCAUCGGCUCUUUCAGAAUCUAGUCAACCGGACACUGUAACGUAUGAAAUGGAGACCGGCGGGGAAGACACGUCGACAGAUCGUAAUUCGCAUAUAUUCUCAGGGUUGACGAAGACACGAGACGUAGCAGUGUUCCAACUGUGUGAUGUUACUGAUCCUCUGCUUCAGCGUUUGAUCAGCUCUCCUGAAAAUUUUGUUGAAGUUUGUGACGAGCUAAACGGAUUUUAUACAAGUAAUGCUAUGAAGAAAAUGAGGAAAAUAUUACGCCGAAAAUUCGAGGCUUUAGAUGAGAAUGAGAUCUUGUCCGAGGAGAGUUUUAAGGACAUAUUAGAGAGGUACGCAUCGGAUAAUGAAGAACUCCCAGAUGAAAGCGGGGGCGAAGACGACAACGCAUCUGCAACAGGUGAGACGACGUCAGCAGAUCCUAUUUCGAACAGGAUUGCCGAAUUGAUGCGAAACCUUCAAAAUCAACAACAGUCGCAAGAUGCUACAGCCUCGCGUCCAACCGAGUUACUUUACCGUGUUGAAGACCUUGAAGAUUACGCCGAUAUUUUUGGGCCUGACGGUAGUGACUAUGAUGAGGAUGACGAAGACUUUGGCGAUAAUCAAUAA